Messenger RNA from Hemibagrus wyckioides, 4510 nucleotides. RefSeq names its product leucine rich adaptor protein 1 (gene lurap1). The transcript has 2 exons. The record is from RefSeq and is a predicted model, not a curated record. Lineage: Eukaryota; Metazoa; Chordata; Actinopteri; Siluriformes; Bagridae. Gene Ontology annotation, biological process: positive regulation of cytokine production; positive regulation of canonical NF-kappaB signal transduction. The coding region runs from base 589 to 1410 and encodes 273 amino acids.
GAGAGAGGUGGUGUUAUACUAUAGUGUGUACGGCAGUUCUGUGUGUUUUAUUCGGCACUAGCUGUCAUGCAGGUGGAAUUUGCGUCUCGGCUUUUGCCACAGCGAUGGGGCAAAACUGAGCAAAUGAGUUCAUCACAUUCGGAGGGUUAGUGAUUUCAUAUCAGAUUUCAGACAGAACAAAUUAUAAUCUCGCUAUUAAUCCGAUGUAAUAGAGCUGUCAUUGUGGCAUAUGAUGCUAAACUGGAAAGGGUCUUGCCGCUGCGCACCUGAGGAUGGACAUUAUUUUGAAAAAAAUAAUCAAUACAAAUUUUUUAGAAGGUCCGCAGACCUUUUUUCCUUGUCAUUGCGUCAAUCACACCUUUUUUAAUCUGUGAAUGGCGCGACGAUUUUUAUAGCAUGACUUCAUGAGAUUCAUUCAUGUUUUGUGUAGAUGUAUAAAGCAGAAACUGAAUGGAAGGUGAGGAUGGUCGCUGUAGCUCGCUGCACGGUUUCAUUAAACCUGGUCUAAAAUCAGCCUGGCAGCUGGACGGGACAUCGCGAUUUUAGAAAUCGCAGUGAAAGUAGCAGUGUUUCUUUGAAGACCACAUCAUGGAAGAAGUUAGUAGCAGUGAAAGUGUGCCCGAUCUGAAAGAGUUGGAGGUGAAGGUGGGGAGGAAGACGCCGGAAGGUUUGCUCAGGUGGAUGCGGCAGGACGCAGCGCAACGCGGCGAGCACAGCAAAGUCAUCCGGCAGGAGAGUGCAGACAGCGGCGAGCAUGGACUGGAUGAGAAGAUCAGGAAGCUCAGAGUCGAGAUGGCUCAUCUCCGGGCAGUGGAUGUGAAAAUCCUGCAACAACUUGUGGCACUGCACGAGGGCAUUGAGGCAGCAAAAUGGCUUAUGGAAGAGCGUGGCAUGCUCACCAGCCACUGCAGCAGCCUGACGGGCAGUCAGUACAGUCUGGGAGGCAGCUGGAGCAGCCUACAUGAGCCUAAUGACAAGCUGGAUAACAUUUCCAUCGGCAGCUACCUGGACACGCUGGCUGAUGAUCUGGAUGAGUACUGCACCUCCAGCGGGGCCGAGUCGGUGCUCUGCUCUGCACCUGUGUGCACAGACAACUCCAAAUCCGCUCAGGUGAAACCCAAUUGCCCUAAGGAGGAUGUGAGACCUUCCAACCAUGACUCUAACCAUGAAGAAGCUAGUAAGAGUAAUGGAGCUAAUACUCCAGUCUUGGAUAGCACAGUUAAGCAAGAUACAGAGUCCCCUAAGGCUCUUGCAGCUGAGAGACUGGCAAAGACCCUGAGCCCUAAGGGUAAGAUUUACAAGAAUGGCAAGGUGGAGCUGGAAAGCUGCAAAAUGAACGGUAAAGUGCACUUGGAGUACGAUGCACACUGGCGCUGGGUGCAGUCACAGGAUGAUGUGACAUUUUUGUAAGGGAUUAAAAGAUGCUGGUUAUAUUUUGGACUUUAGAGCCUUACUGGACGGAUUGAUUUCACUGUUCGAUCGGUUCAUAACAACACUCUCAUGUACUUUUAAACUGACUGCUGAGCUUAAAUGGACUCAGAUAUGAUGUCAAAGAUCCCAAGGGGCCAAAGCUUAUAAAGCAUGAACUUUAGAUUUGUCUUUACAAUAAUUUAUCUGUAGAGAUGUUUAUCUAUUAAAACUAUUUUACUCAGUGAUUCCCAGCCCUGGUGCUAGAGUAUCCUUGCCCUGCACAAUUUCCUUGCUUUCCUUGUACUAACACUCCAACUUUGAUGCAGGAAGCACCCACUAAUUAUCAGAUUAGCUGGACUUGUGUUAGAGCAGGAACAUUAGUGAAAAUGCAGGGAAGGGAAACUCUAGGACUAGAGCUGGGAAUUGCUCCUGCAGUAUUUUAUAUGUAUGUGACUUUGGAAUCUGGUUUAUCAGUAAUUCCUCCAGUUCCUUUAAAUAUUUCUUUGCAGAUACAUGGUUGAUAAACUCGAGCAUUUUCUGUGUUAAUAUCAGUGUUAAUUAUUAGAUCGUCCUUGUUUUUUAACUUGUGCAAGUUGACCAAUUCGAAAUCUGACGUUUAUUUUAAAGUGUUUUAAUUAAAAUAGCCUGGUAAGUGAUCACUAUAGAAAAGAAAGAAUUCUUAUUUUCAUGUAAACUCUGAAAGAACCUGAAAGACUGAGAUAUGAAGAGUGGAUUAGCUGACAUUUAUCAAGUAUUUUAGAGAGGACCAAAGUUUCUAGCUAAUAAACACAAGAUAUCAUAGUGAUAUUUUUCUAUUUAUUCGAGAGUUUAAAUUUCCAUAAAUAUAAUAGAACAUUUGCAGUAUAAAAUUAAUGCACAUUGAUACCUUUUUUUUUAGCAACAGCACACCGUGCCCAGACUAUCAGGUUCGAGGUUGGCAUAUGCAAACAGAAAAGACAAAGAAAUCUACUUAUUUUAGUGAUAAAGGAUAUGUUUAAUAACUGAAGUUAGAGAGUAAAAGGAAACCAAUUAUUAAACAUGAAAGGUCUUUUAUUUUGUUGUAUUGAUUGUUCAGAAUUGUACAGAAUUGUAAAGCAAAAAGUCAGAGUUAAUUUUAUCUGGAUAGCUGCGAGCAAUCAGGAUGAUUUCCGUGUGUACGUUAAUCACAGAAUCCACGCCUACAUGAAUAUGCUUGUGCAAUAAGAUUAAAUAUAUCAUCAUUCGAUUUAAAUAUAUUUAUGUAAUGAACUAAUUCAGAUAAAUGUGGCCUGUCGAUUUACGCUGGAUCAUGCAACAGCAUUUUGACCAACUCUUAUGCAACCAUGUAGUAGUAUAGAGGCACAUUAAUGUAGUGAGAUCUUCAUGAUUGUGAAUGCAGGGAAUUGAAUGCAUGGGACUUUGUGUAUUUGAGAGGUCACAUUCUGUUAUGGGUUCUGUGUUAAAGAAAUAUUAAUAAUAAUUGUAAAAAACAAACAAACAGUGAAUUACUUAAAAAUGCAGUUUUUAUAUUAGUGUUAACCCAUAUUAGUGCCGCUGGAUGUGGUUUUGCCUGUUUUACUUAUGCAAAGAGAACUGCACUGCUGUAAUAGUUUUAUGUAAUGAAGCUAUAAAAAUGCUCUUCGACAUUUGAUGUGUUACCUAAUAAAUGGUGAUGUCUGGCUUACUUAAAGAAGUUUGGGGUUGUGAACAUGAAUGUUUGAAAAGCUGUGAAAUUGUGCUCUCUGGUGUAUUAAGGAAACACGUGGGAGAGUUAAUGUUCCCAGUGCACUCAGAGCUGUUCUCUGUGUCCCACACACCCACACUGAAUACUAAUAAUGGCUGUGCUUCUAGGAACAGUUUCCAUGACUACUGUUAGUGUGGGAUGUGUAUACAUGCGUGUGUGUGUGUGACUGUUCAGUGACCAUCAGGAUGAAAAAAAAUGAUUGCACAAGAGGCAGAGAGCAGGGGAUGUUAUGACAUAAAUCAAAUGAAGAGGGUGGAGUUUUAAGGUAGGGAAUGUAAGUGAAUUCCAGAAGAAGAAAUUAUACAAGUUGGAUGGGAUGAAAGGAGAGUUUCACACGGAGCAGCAGUAUAUAUUUAAUUACAUGUAUGGGAUAAAAACAGUUGUAGUAGGUUAUAGGGCCUCUGACUGGAUUGUCAAACACAGUAAUUUUGUGAGUGGAUCAUCAUGUAACCUAACAUUUCUGACUACUCUUUUCACACACACAAUCCUGCAUUAUAAUUAUGGUUUAGAACAUUAUGAUUGGUUCAGUGUUGUAUCAGAGUGAUAAGAUGGUUGUUAAAAUUUCGGUGCCUAUAAUGUUUUGAUCUGAUUACUGAGGGAUGAAUGCCAUUUGCUGUGGCCUGGCUCCCACUGUCUCUGACAUAUAUACACCACAAAAAGUCUAUAUUUGUAGACUAAAUCAGCAGCCUGGCCCAAAAUGGUGGGCAUUUUUAUGCUGGAAAAGACUGCAGGUUGAACAUCAGUCAAAAAGGAAAGAGAUUCUGAGAGAGAGAGAGAGAGAGAGAGAGAGAGAUGCAGUGAAAUGCUUGGGAAUAACCGACACUACAGUAUAUGUUCAUUUACCCCAUGCCCUGUAUUCUCUGCUACAUUUUUCUCUUAAAAAAAUAGACAGGGAAAGAAUGCACAUUGUACACCGUUUUAGCUGACAGUGAGAGUUGUGAGAGUGAGUAUCAGUGUAAUGACCCUGUUUAAAAGCUUUCUCAUGGCACACUCAGCACUCUCAACUCGGCAGGAUGCAUCCUGCUAAUAGGUUCCAAAUGAGAGAUAUUCGGUAAACGCAGCAAUAAAUUCUUCAAAUACUUCCUUUUUUACUUAUUUAACUUCUUUUAUCACUCUUGUUCUCUCUAUGUUUGGUUUUUUUUUUUGUCCAAAAGCACCAAUUUCUUCUGAUACAGAGCAUAAGACAUGUUAAAAAGACUGCACUUCUAUUUUCUUAGUAACAGUUAGUUUCUAAUACAAUGUCAUUUAUUUUUAUUCCUUGACCAGAGUUUUGAGUAAAUCAUUCCUUCCUGCUCUGUUUUAAUAAUUUGUCAUGGCCAGUAAAACCUUGGCUUGAUCUGCUUUUUCCAUGGCUGUUCAGACUUCAGACACGUGUAA